AUGUCAGACCGGGGUCGACCACCUAAGCCGCCAAGUAGACCAGAAUCUCGACACGACAGGCCGACAUGGACCGUCACUCGACGGGAACGAACUGAACAAUCUCCUUUGAGAAGCGGAUCCCCUUUUCAAUCACGAACUGUAACAACGACCGAAAGAGUUCAAAUUAUGCAAUUACCACUUUCGCUCACAGAGCAACAGGUUGCACCAGCUGAACUAUUGGCUCUUUCACCAACGGCUAACACAAGUCAAUCCGUCUCGUCCACGAUAACGACGUUACAGGCUGAAGGGACUCCAGUCAUAGGAGCAAUAACAGCUCAAGGGGUACCACUAUACUUAGGAAUUGUUCAUCAAGCUGAUGCUCGUCACACAACAACGAUCAUCACAACGACAACGACUACAUAUCGCGUAUUGGAAGUGAGCGACAGCGACUCUAUGUCCGACGAUUUCGAUAUGAUAGAACAGCAACAAAAGCAACAAAUAACUUCACCUAUCCCUAUAGGAGAUUCUUUGACUAUAGAUAUGAACAUCAUACCCAGGUCGCAAUCACCACAGUACGUUAUCGUUAACAAAUCCGAAUCCGAAGCACCUCUGUCUCCAAUCACAAGAGCAAGAAUGCAAAUCGAUAUUGAUUUCAAUGACUCAACCUGGAAUUCUCCUGCAUCUCCCAGGCAGACAGACUUAGAUUCGAGCAUUGACGACUUUGAUGUGAUACAUCCUACUUUCGACAGAAUGAACACUACAGCAUCUCAAUACGACUAUCCCGAAGACCAACAAACGCCAUCAACUAGCUUUGCAAACGGUAACAUCACAGAUCAAAAUGCCGAAAACUCCAUGAAAGAGAAAAAUAGGCAAACAUACGAUGGUCCACUAUCUACGACUGAAAGAUCUUCCGAAGUACAUGGAGACCCAUUAACUCAUCACGUAGCUGUGUACCACAGUGGUAAAUCUGAUGAGCAACCAUCUACAUCUCAACCACAAAAACCAGAAGAAGAACUGGACAUCACUGAGAAGGCCAAGAGCUUCG
This is a messenger RNA of Auanema sp. JU1783, 1024 nucleotides long. The record is from the annotation of a GenBank genome assembly. Lineage: Eukaryota; Metazoa; Nematoda; Chromadorea; Rhabditida; Rhabditidae.